CGCCCAAAAAUAUCCGCUACUAUCUACCUAUCUCCCUCAUUUAGACAGAGGUCAGAGCAAACAAAGACUCAAUUCCUCUCUCACUAGUGACUACUUCACUUUCCUACACUAACAUUUACACGAGGAUCUAAACACUCCCCAUUUCUAUCUUCAACUCUCUCUCUCUCUCUGAUUGUAUAUACACAGUGACUGUUAUGGAGCGUAGACGAACCGACAGUCCGCUAUACAUCCGCCAAUGGAGCAGCGAGUCUUCCACUUCCCCCGCCACCAAUCUGGCCUCGCCGGGGAUGUCUCCGUCGCGUGCGACUCACGUUCGAUCCGCCUCCGCCACCGCCUUCUCCACCGUCAAGCGCACUCAGAACUUCGCCGCCAAAGCCGCCGCUCAGCGCCUCGCUCAGGUCAUGGCCUCGCAGACCGCCGACGAUGACGACGACGAAGACGACGACUCUGGCCUAGGGUUCCGUUACAGUGCUCCUCCUCCUUCUAUUUCUCUCUCUCACACUCGCAACCUCACCUCAACCACCACCACCAAGCCGGCCAUUCCAACUGUAAGAACCAACAGAUCCGCUUCACCGUCGUUGGCUCGGAACUAUGUAGAGGAAACUCCGUCAGUCCACUCAACGUCCACUGGAAGGCCAUUGGCAAUUUCGGCUCGUACAGCAGCGCCAUUGUUACCGCCAAAUAAAGCACCAUUGAGGACCGCUGUUUCUCUUCCUCCACUAGAUCAGCCUCCUGCAAUUGUGCAAAGCAAUAAAAGAUUCACAUCAGAUGCAGGAAAUUUUAAACCAAAAGAUUCAGGAGAUCAACGUGAUGCUUCUACACUUCGUGAUGAACUUGAUAUACUACAAGAAGAGAAUGAGGGUAUGCUUGAGAAGCUCAGACUUGAGGAAGAGAGACACAAGGAAGCAGAGGCCAGAGUUAAGGAGCUUGAGAAACAGGUUGCUUCUCUUGGAGAAGGUGUCUCUUUGGAAGCUAAACUCCUGAGCAGAAAGGAAGCUGCACUGCGUCAAAGAGAGGCUGCACUUAAAGAUGCAAAAAGAUCUAAGGGUGGAGAAGAUAAGGAAAUUGAUUCCCUUCGAUCUAAAGUUGCGAAUGCAAAAGAUGAGGCAGCAGAUGUCAUGCAACAGCUUCAUGGAGCUGAAUCUGACGUAAAAGCUCUUCGAUCAAUGACUCAAAGAAUGAUACUAACUCAGAAAGAGAUGGAAGAAGUUGUGCUGAAAAGGUGUUGGCUUGCUCGUUACUGGGGCUUAGCUGCAAAAUAUGGUAUCUGUGCAGAUAUCGCAAUGUCGAAGUACGAACACUGGUCAUCCUUAGCACCUCUUCCAUUUGAGGUUGUCCUUUCUGCAGGACAAAAGGCCAAGGAAGAAGGUUGGGAAAAAGGUGAUGAUGAUCCUGAGAACAGGAGCAAAGUUCAAGACUAUGAUUUAACGGGAGAAGGAAAUAUUGAGAGUAUGCUUUCAGUUGAAAUGGGGUUGAAAGAGCUUGCUUCCUUGAAGGUUGAGGAGGCCAUUGUGCUCUCACUGGCCCAACAGCGCCGUCCAAAUUCUGCUCGACUAUCUAUUUCAGAUCUUAAAUCACCAAGUGAUCCGAAGUUUAUGGAGGCAUUCGAACUAAGCGCUGAGGAGUCUGAAGAUGUUCUUUUCAAGGAGGCAUGGCUUACAUAUUUUUGGAGAAGAGCCAAAGCUCAUGGUAUAGAAGAGAGCAUCGCAAAAGAACGUCUUCAGUUUUGGAUUAGCCGCAGUGGGCACUCGCCAACUUCACAUGAUGCUGUUGAUGUUGACCAAGGUUUGAUGGAGCUCAGGAAAUUGGGGAUUGAGCAUCGACUAUGGGAAGCAUCUCGGAAAGAAAUUGACCAGGAUCCUUCCAAUUUGAUUUCACGGAAAGCUGCUGCAUAAAUGAAGAGUACUGCUUGACAAACCACCACUGGCUUGAGAUGUUUGCACUCCUUUUUUGUUUGUUUCUAUUUUCCUGUAAUUCAUUUUUGUUAGAUUUUCUUUUAGUUUUGGAGCAUUUUUGUUUAUGUGUGAUGUGGGAAACCAACUGGGUUUUCCAUUUGUGUUACUGUGAUGUAAAGUUCAUUACACGUAUCUCUAUUGACCUAUUUGGGGUACAUAAUUUAAAACUAUAAAUUUUGUAA
Messenger RNA from Quercus robur (English oak), 2137 nucleotides. RefSeq names its product coiled-coil domain-containing protein SCD2. The transcript is spliced from 17 exons. Bases 195 to 1895 code for a protein of 566 amino acids. Lineage: Eukaryota; Viridiplantae; Streptophyta; Magnoliopsida; Fagales; Fagaceae. The record is from RefSeq and is a predicted model, not a curated record. Gene Ontology annotation, biological process: cytokinesis by cell plate formation.